This is a messenger RNA of Owenia fusiformis, 810 nucleotides long. Lineage: Eukaryota; Metazoa; Annelida; Polychaeta; Sabellida; Oweniidae. The record is from the annotation of a GenBank genome assembly.
ACGACGGAAUGAGCUCUAAAUUCGUUCAACAUGUUUACAGUAUUGGCGCCAUCCGAAGCAAUAGCGAGUACAUACAAUAACUCAGCGAAAAUGACAACACUACGAGACGAUGGGAGCAUUCUACCAGUAUUAGGAAAGCCGGGAGUUUGGUUUUGGAUAAUACACAUAGGAGGAGCUUCUAGUCUCUUUAUCAGCAUUUGCUUCAGUUUUGGUUUGAUUGCUUAUCUCGGUGUAAUGGGGAAACGUCAGAAUCGGCCAUUUUGGACAUGGAAGUUACCAGAACGCUUGGUUAUGUACCUCGCCCUUUGUGAUCUUCUUUGGAGUAUCGCCCAUAGCAUUGACCACUACAUAAUGAUUGCCCUUUAUGACCAUGUUCCCGACCUACCAUGCAUCAUCCUAGGGUUCCUUCUCAAUGAGUUCAUAUUCAUUCAGGCCAUUAUCGUGAUGUUCAUCGCCAUAGGUGCGUUUGUAAUGGUCGUGAAGAAUAAGCGGAUACCACUUGGAAGGUAUGAUUGGAGAUUGUUGGUCGUGUCUAUUGGCUUUUCAACUGUGACUGGAAUUGUCAUGGUAUGCUUUGAUUUGUUCGGGCCGAGUGGAGCAUGGUGUUUCCUAGAUGGACGAAAUCCUCUAUAUGGGGUCCUGAUGUCGAUAAUCUCCAUUGCCAUGAUAUUUACGUCCCUUUUUAAUCUCGGACCAUGUGGGCAGCUAGAGGUUGCAGAGGCAAGUUUUAAGAACUCUUCAAGGAAGUUGAAUAAACACGUCCCGAACACUGAUCACCAUCUUCACGAGUAUACUGCUCUGAGCAUGUGA